UCAAUAAGGCCCAUUAACCCAACCAAUCAGCCCACGAGCCUUAACCCCUCAAUAUCUAUCUCUAUCCUCUGUAUAACACACAAUCCUUGCAGCUAAACCCCUAAAUCUCAUACUUCUCGAGCAUAUCACUGUAAAGCUCAGAACUUGCUUCAUAAGGUAAAAGAUGGCCAAAGCCAACCCAAAGGUUUUCUUUGACAUAUUGAUCGGAAAGUCGAAAGCUAGACGAGUUGUGAUGGAACUCUUUGCCGAUGUGACCCCCAAAACUGCUGAAAAUUUUCGUGCACUCUGCACUGGGGAGAAAGGUAUGGGCACUGCUGGGAAAUACUUGCACUACAAAGGAUCAAGCUUUCACCGAAUCAUCCCCAAGUUCAUGUGUCAGGGUGGAGAUUUUACAAAGGGUAAUGGGACAGGCGGUGAAUCUAUUUAUGGAAGAACGUUUGCAGAUGAGAACUUUAAGCUGAAGCAUACUGGACCUGGUAUUCUUUCAAUGGCCAAUGCAGGACCCAAUACCAAUGGGUCACAGUUCUUCAUCUGCACAGAGGAGACGCCAUGGCUAGAUGGUAAGCAUGUUGUUUUUGGGCAAGUUGUAGAAGGUUUAAGUGUGGUCAAGGAUAUGGAAGGAGUCGGAUCGAAUAAUGGUCAAACUUCAUCACCCGUUGUAAUUGAAGAUUGUGGUCAGAUAACAGAGAAUUAACUACUGAGGUGUCUAGCUACAGACUAGCUUUUAUGUUACAUGAAUCGGUAUUUGAAAGUUUAUAUUUGCUACCAUGGUAUCGAGCUUUGUAGCUCAAGAUUAUCGCAUGAGUUUAGUCUAUGUCAAGAUCUUUAUAAACAAAUAGUUAAUGUGAACUGCAAAUAAUUGGCUUUAUCCUCAGUUUUCUUUUUGUUUA
Molecule: messenger RNA, 890 nt
Organism: Daucus carota subsp. sativus
Lineage: Eukaryota; Viridiplantae; Streptophyta; Magnoliopsida; Apiales; Apiaceae
Product: peptidyl-prolyl cis-trans isomerase 1
Exons: 2
Coding region: 164-694 (176 amino acids)
Biological process (GO): protein folding; protein peptidyl-prolyl isomerization
Molecular function (GO): peptidyl-prolyl cis-trans isomerase activity
Source: RefSeq, a predicted model, not a curated record